This is a messenger RNA of Colletotrichum siamense, 786 nucleotides long. RefSeq lists its product as uncharacterized. NCBI's taxonomy places the organism in Eukaryota, Fungi, Ascomycota, Sordariomycetes, Glomerellales, Glomerellaceae. The record is from RefSeq and is a predicted model, not a curated record. The coding region runs from base 1 to 786 and encodes 261 amino acids. The transcript is spliced from 3 exons.
AUGGCUUCAUCAGCGGCAGAGGCGGGCGGAGAAGACAGCGAUGAAAACAUUGCGAAUCUAUCAAUCCGCGAGAUAUGUCGUCGCUUCCAGGGAGAACGUCUCAUUGUGCAGCCGCUGGCAUGGACUACGCGGCACCUUCAACUCCUCCGCUGCACCAUCAACGAGUUGCCCGAGUCAUCAAGUAAUGCAUCUCAGCUGCAACCCAUGCCCAACACGCCGCAGCCAUCCCCCGAUAUCGCGACAAAUUGGGCAAGAAUGGUGGUCACGCGCUAUCCAGAUGAGGUUGCUAGUGCCGUGGGCUCUCUCUUGGAGUUCUACUCAUUUACCAUGCUCUCUGAUCCCCUCAUGUUCUGCAACGAAAAGCACAAGAUUCAUCAUCCGUGCGACAUAUAUACCGGCAUUUCUCCAUGCUCAAACGGUCCGCAACUGUCAUCCGUUGCUUAUGUUGAUGAACUCAAUAUUUAUCAUCUACGCUGCGCUGUUUUAACGCGCCGAAUGCUCUGGGGACUUCCACAGCAUGAAAAUAAAAAAGCGGCCUUCACAGAUCCAUACACUGCCGCUCUUCUCAUUGCCCAAGCCCAACGACUUCGCAAGGAAAAUGCACUUUCUACCCGAACUCAAGACCCUGGAGGGAGUUCUUGCAAGUCACACUCGCCUUACAAGGUUCAAUUGAUGAAGUCAGUUCACAUGGGCGUCAGGAGGAAUCAACUGUGGUUGUACACGGCGUUCGUCACGGACGCUUUCUUGGACAAGCUUGCCUACCAAAGCUGCACUGCGAAGCGCUGA